AGAACACAAACUCCUCCAUAGGACCACUAUUUUUGUCCAUGGAGGAAGAAGGCAAGAAAAAAAACAUCUCGCCGUCAUCGUCGUCGCCGCCGUCGCCGUCAAUACACGUCUUGGCCGUGCCGUAUCCGAGCCAAGGCCAUGUCAACCCGAUGCUUCAAUUUUGCAAGCGCCUCGUCUCCAAAGGCGCAAAAUCGACCUUCAUUAUCACCAACUUCAUCCGCAAAACAUGGAACCCUAAACCCCAAUCCGUCGCCAUUGACGCCAUUUCCGACGGCUUCGACGACGGCGGUUUCAUGCACGCCGACGGCGUCGCAGACUACCUUGAAAAAAUGGAGGCCGCGGGGUCGCGAACCCUUAAAAAUCUCAUCGAGAGGUACAUAGCCUCGGGGAACGCCGUAGACUGCAUAGUCUACGACGCUUUUUUGCCAUGGGUGUUGGAUGUGGCCAAAGGGGUCGGCAUAAAAGGCGCCGCCUUUUUCACACAGGCGUGCGCCGUCAAUUAUAUUUAUUACUACGCGCACCACGGCUUGCUGAAGCCGCCGGUCACGACUCCUCCGGCGGUGGAGCUUCCGGGGCUGCCGCCGCUAGAGGCGGCGGACAUGCCGUCGUUUUUAUACGUGGAAGGAUCUUAUCCGGCCUAUUUUGAGAUGGUGCUGAGCCAGUUCAGGAAUGUGGAUAGGGCUGAUUUUGUGCUUGUCAAUUCCUUCUACAAGUUGGAACAAAAGGCAGUCGACUCAAUGACACAGCUAUGUCCCUUACUCACAAUCGGCCCUACUCUCCCCUCUUCCUACUUAGACAAACGCAUCCAAAACGACACCCGCUACGACAUCAACCUCUUCGAAUCCCACCCCUCAUCCUCCAUCUUCGACUGGCUCAGAUCCAUGCCCCCAAGCUCCGUCGUCUACGUCGCAUUCGGGAGCAUGGACAAGCUUCCCACCCCACAAAUGGCCGAGAUCGCCUGGGGCCUCGACCGCGCCGGGUACCCCUUCCUGUGGGUCGUCAGGGACCAGGACAAGCACGACAAGAUCCCCAACGACUUCAUCAAUAAAAACCAGAACAAGGGUUUGUUCGUGCACUGGAGCCCGCAGCUGGAGGUGCUGUCGGACAGGGCCAUCGGGUGCUUCUUCUCGCACGGCGGCUGGAACUCGACGACGGAGGCGCUCAGCACGGGCGUGCCGAUGGUGGUGAUGCCGCAGUGGACGGACCAGACGACGGACGCGAAGCUGGUGCAGGACUUGUGGGGGGUCGGGGUUAGGGUUAGGGUUAGGGAUGGGAUUGUCGGGAGGGAAGAGGUUGAGAGGUGUGUGAGGGAGGUUAUGGAGGGGGAGAAGGGGAAGGUUAUGAAGAUUAAUGGAGGGAAAUGGAAGGCCUUGGCUAAGGAGGCUGUCGAUCGUGGCGGCACUUCUGAUCUCAAUAUCGAUCAUUUUUUGUCCAACUUGAUCGAUUGAUCGAUUUUUGGGCAAUUUAUAUUGAAAUUCGAAUGAUUCUACCGUAAUUAUGAAUUACUUAUGUGCGUAAAUGUACCAAAAUGUCUAGGAAUAAUGCGUUUUUAUACUUUUGUUGUGAUCUGAUGUGCCUUGGUAUUUUUGAGAUUUUUUAGCUGUAAAGUUUUUCAAUCAUCAAUGUUUCGAAAGAAGAAUAAGAAAGGAAAAGAUUGAUGUUUAUUAUUCA
This is a messenger RNA of Andrographis paniculata, 1671 nucleotides long. RefSeq names its product UDP-glycosyltransferase 74F2-like. Bases 39 to 1448 code for a protein of 469 amino acids. The transcript is spliced from 2 exons. The record is from RefSeq and is a predicted model, not a curated record. Gene Ontology annotation, molecular function: UDP-glycosyltransferase activity. NCBI's taxonomy places the organism in Eukaryota, Viridiplantae, Streptophyta, Magnoliopsida, Lamiales, Acanthaceae.